CUAUAGAUGCCAUACAGGAAGCAAAUGGCUGUGGAGAAUGACUCCUCCAUAACAGAGUUUAUUCUGAAGGGAUUAACAGACCAACCUGAGCUCCAGCUGCCCUUGUUCGUGCUGUUCUUGGUGAACUACACAGUCACAGUGGUGGGGAACUUGACCCUGAUGAAUCUCAUUUGCCUCAAUUCUCACCUGCACACCCCCAUGUACUUUUUACUCUUCAACCUGUCAUGCAUUGAUUUCUGUUAUUCAUUAGUGUUUACCCCCAAAAUGCUUAUGAGCUUUGUUUCUGAGAAGAAUACCAUCUCCUUCACAGGAUGUAUGACUCAGCUAUUUUUCUUCUGCUUUUUUGUCAACUCUGAGAGUUUUGUGCUGACAGCCAUGGCUUAUGAUCGCUACGUGGCCAUUUGUCAACCACUGCUCUACACAGCCAUCAUGUCACCUGGAACCUGUUCUCUGCUGAUGUUUGGGUCAUACCUGAUGGGGUUUGUUAGUGCCAUGGUCCACACAGGGUUUAUGAUCAGGCUUGACUUUUGUGAUUCCAACAUCAUCAACCACUACAUGUGUGACAUCUUCCCUCUCCUCCCACUCUCCUGCAGCAGCACCUAUGCCAAUGAGCUUGUAAGUUCAGUUGUGAUUGGUACACUUAUCAUUUUAUCUAGCCUCAUUAUCUUAAUCUCAUAUGCUAUGAUCCUUUUAAAUGUCAUUCAUAUGUCAUCUUCUAAGGGUUUGUCUAAAGCCAUGGGCACUUGUGGGUCUCAUAUCAUAACUGUUGGUCUAUUCUAUGGGUCUGGACUUCUUGCCUACAUCAAGCCAUCAUCUUCUGAGUCUGUUAGCCAGGGGAAAUUUUUCUCAGUGUUUUACACUCUUGUGGUGCCCAUGCUGAAUCCUCUCAUCUAUAGUCUCAGGAACAAGGAUGUCAAACUUGCUCUAGACAGAAUGAUGAAAAGAUUCACAGGCUAA
This is a messenger RNA of Jaculus jaculus (lesser Egyptian jerboa), 957 nucleotides long. RefSeq names its product olfactory receptor 143-like. Gene Ontology annotation, cellular component: membrane. Bases 7 to 957 code for a protein of 316 amino acids. Gene Ontology annotation, biological process: G protein-coupled receptor signaling pathway; sensory perception of smell. Gene Ontology annotation, molecular function: odorant binding; olfactory receptor activity; G protein-coupled receptor activity. The transcript has a single exon. Lineage: Eukaryota; Metazoa; Chordata; Mammalia; Rodentia; Dipodidae. The record is from RefSeq and is a predicted model, not a curated record.